Maylandia zebra (zebra mbuna) is the source of this 1577-nucleotide messenger RNA. NCBI's taxonomy places the organism in Eukaryota, Metazoa, Chordata, Actinopteri, Cichliformes, Cichlidae. The record is from RefSeq and is a predicted model, not a curated record.
AUGAAUACUGGGUACUGCGACUGUAAACAAGGCUCUGUCCGUCUGCAAGGUGGCCGCUCCAAGCUAGAUGGCAGGGUGGAAGUGUACCUUGGGGGAACGUGGGGGUCCAUUUGUAGCAACGACUGGGGAGACGAAGAUGCUACAGUGGUCUGCAGACAGCUGGGCAAGGGAUUUUCAGGUCGCGCUCGAGCAGUUCCUCUGUUCCGUCCAGGCACAGCCAAGCUCCACUGGACGGCAGUCCAUUGCCAAGGCAAAGAGCCAGACCUGCUCCAGUGUCCCAAGGCAACCUGGAAUGGCGAGGAGUGUUCUCUGGUUGCAGCUGUUACCUGCAACCAGCAGCCAGCAGGUGUGUCCCUUCCCAUAAGGCUGGUGGGAGGCCGGUCAAAGUCAGAGGGCAGGGUUGAGGUCCUCCAUGCCGGGGAGUGGGGUUCCAUCUGCGAUGACCAAUGGGAUGACAGUGAUGCAGAGGUGGUGUGUCGACAGCUGGGGCUGAGUGGCGUUGCAAGGGCAUGGGGCCAGGCACAUUUUGGCAAGGGUUCAGGCCGCUUGUGGUUGGACGAGGUGCGUUGCACAGGCAAUGAGCUCACUCUGGAGCAAUGUCCAAAAAGUGCAUGGGGAGAACACAACUGUCUGCACUCUGAAGAUGCAGGGGUCUCCUGCAAUCCUCUUACAGAUGGUACUAUUAGGUUGGUUGGGGGUGCCGGCAGCCACGAGGGACGUCUAGAAAUCUUCUACCGUGGUCAGUGGGGAACGGUGUGUGACGACGGCUGGACAAACUCAAACACGCAAGUGGUGUGCCGACAGCUUGGCUACAGGUUCGGAGAGACUCUCUCUCCUGGAGUGCCAGAUACUCCAGUUCCACGCUUUGGGGUGGGCUUAGGUCCUAUUCUGUUGGAUGAUGUGAGCUGCACGGGGAAAGAACCUAGUUUAUUGCUGUGCAACAGGAGGGAGUGGCUGCACCACGACUGUACACACCAGGAAGAUGUUAACAUUGCAUGCAACCCUGAGCACAAUGGAGAGGGUCUUCCAAUCAGUGUACCAGUGAGACUAGUAGGAGGAGAAGCCCUAGAGAAGGGCGUGUCGAGCUCUAUCUGUCCCGUCAGUGGGGACUGUCGUGAUGAUGGUGGACUGAUCAUGAUGCUGAGGUUGUCUGCAGCAGUUGGAUAUAGUGGCGUGGCAAAGGCCCGCGUGAUGGCAUACUUCGGUGAAGGGACGGGGCCCAUCCACGUGGACAAUGUGAAGUGCACUGGUGAAGAGCUUUCUUUAGCUGAUUGUAUCAAAGAGGUUCCAGGAACACACAACUGCCGCCACAGCGAGGACGCUGGGGUCAUAUGCGACUACGGAGCUCCGCAGCCCAGCUACAAAGUGGUGAAAGAUCCUGUGGACUCAAUUUGCGGUCUGCGGCUCAUACACACUCGCCAGAGGAGAAUCAUAGGAGGAGAAAACUCUCUGAGGGGUGGCUGGCCAUGGCAGGCUGCUAUCCGUUUGCGAGGAUCUCGAGUAGAUGGGAGGUUGGUUUGUGGAGCAACUCUCAUUGACACCUGUUGGGUCCUCACUUCGGCACACUGCUUCAAAAG